Messenger RNA from Malania oleifera, 1996 nucleotides. RefSeq names its product aspartate aminotransferase, mitochondrial. Gene Ontology annotation, molecular function: pyridoxal phosphate binding; L-aspartate:2-oxoglutarate transaminase activity. Lineage: Eukaryota; Viridiplantae; Streptophyta; Magnoliopsida; Santalales; Ximeniaceae. Gene Ontology annotation, cellular component: mitochondrion. The transcript is spliced from 10 exons. The record is from RefSeq and is a predicted model, not a curated record. Bases 46 to 1620 code for a protein of 524 amino acids. Gene Ontology annotation, biological process: amino acid metabolic process; biosynthetic process.
CUCCUAAUGUGUCCUUGAGCCGCAAUUUUACAACAACCGCCUUCGAUGCAUAUGGUUGCACGCGCUUCGAAGGAGCGUGAUCAAACCUCUAAAAGGACAACGGCAGGGCCACCUGAGGGCAGCCGAAAUAUGAGCCAAUCCCGAUGUCGAAGCCGUAUCCCUAAAUCUCUUCUUACAACAUCAUCGCGCAUUUUCAGGUCAUUCCAUCAAAUCCCACUUCUUUUUACAUUUCUACCCCUUCUAUUUCUCUUCUCUCCUGAUCUUCCCGUUCCUUUGCUUUCUGUGCUCGACGUACGCACUCGCCCGCCUCAUCACACAUACACAGACGAAGAGUUUCAGACGCACAUGGCGAUGCCGACCGCGAUCUCCAGGCGGAUUCUCGCCGGAAGCCCCGCCCUCGGAGUGCGAUCCAUGUCCUCCUUGUGGGGGAACGUCGAACCCGCCCCCAAAGAUCCCAUCCUCGGCGUUACCGAGGCUUUCCUCGCGGAUCCCAGUCCUGAUAAAGUGAAUGUUGGAGUCGGAGCCUACCGUGACGAUAAUGGAAAGCCUGUCGUGCUCGAAUGCGUUAGGGAAGCAGAGAGGAGGAUCGCUGGAAAAUUAAACAUGGAAUAUCUUCCAAUGGGAGGAAGUGUGAAGAUGAUUGAAGAAUCACUGAAACUGGCAUAUGGGGAAAACUCUGAUUUGAUUAAAGAUAAAAGGAUUGCAGCAGUUCAAUCUCUUUCCGGGACUGGUGCAUGCCGACUUUUUGCAGACCUUCAAAAGCGCUUUCAGCCAGAUUCUCAAAUUUAUAUUCCAGUCCCAACCUGGGCCAACCAUCAUAACAUAUGGAGAGAUGCCCAUGUACCUCAAAGAACUUUUCACUACUACCAUCCAGAAACGAGGGGUCUAGAUUUUGCACAGCUGAUUGAUGACAUAAAGAAUGCUCCAAAUGGGUCAUUCUUUCUGUUUCAUGCUUGUGCUCAUAAUCCUACUGGAGUGGAUCCUUCAGAAGAACAGUGGCGAGAGAUCUCAUACCAGUGUAAGGUUAAAGGUCAUUUUGCUUUCUUUGACAUGGCUUAUCAAGGCUUUGCUAGCGGCUAUCCAGAAAAGGAUGCGAAAUCCAUCAGAAUUUUUCUUGAGGAUGGUCAUCUAAUUGGAUGUGCCCAGUCAUAUGCAAAAAAUAUGGGACUCUAUGGCCAAAGAGUAGGAUGUCUUAGUCUGGUUUGCGAAGAUGAAAAACAAGCAGUGGCUGUGAAAAGUCAGAUGCAGCAGCUUGCCAGACCCAUGUACAGCAACCCUCCAGUUCAUGGUGCACUUAUUGUUUCAACUAUACUUGGAGAUCGGGAUCUGAAAAGCUUGUGGCUGAAGGAGGUUAAGGUCAUGGCUGACCGUAUCAUAGGAAUGCGAACUGCUCUGAAAGAAAAGCUUGAACAUUUGGGAUCACCCUUGUCAUGGGAGCACAUAACUAAGCAGAUUGGCAUGUUUUGCUAUAGUGGGUUGACACCUGAGCAGGUUGAUCAUUUGACUAAGGAAUUUCAUAUUUACAUGACCCGUAAUGGCCGUAUCAGCAUGGCAGGUGUUACAACUGGCAAUGUUGGAUAUUUGGCAAACGCGAUUCAUGAGGUCACAAAAUCUGCUUAGUGACAUCUUCAUUACAAGUAACCUAUGGCUCCAUUGAUAGAUUAACUAGGCGGCCAAAGAAGUUAGCCAGAGGGUUUACAAAUAUCAUAAAAUUUUUGUUUCUUUUUCCUUUCCUCCCUACCAAGCAUAAUAAAAUGAAUGAAUUACACUCGGCCAAUUUUAUGCUUCUUAUUUUUAUUCCCUUAAAAAUAGGAGGGAUCACUGUAACCAUGGAAGAGUAAAAUUUACUUGAGUUUUUCUAUCCUAUUUACAAAUAAAUCAGGUGCAGGCAAUAGGUUGUACGUUCGAGAAUUGAGAACGAUAAGUUAUGUCUGAGACCAUGUAACUGAUUUGAAUUUGAUUCUAUACAUUUAAAUUGAAUCAAGAAUUUAUAGCA